UUACACUUUACACAGUUUCACAAUGAUCUGUCUGGUCUUUAGAAUCUGGAAGCUCAGCAAAACCACAUUACAGACUAACCUCACUAAAGACGACUGGGUUUUUUAAGCGCUGAAAAUAAUGAUAUAAACUUGCUAUGUAUGACGUUCCACACUGUUCUACAGCCUUCAUAAACAUAUCUUCCUCCCACAGCCCUGCAGAAGGUUUCCUCCACAAACUGAUAGGUUUCGUCCCUUCCACGUGAAAAAUGGAGACUUACGAUAAUGAAUUGUCCUCUCAGCAACUUAUGGAGGCCUCUGCUGAAAAGUUUAAUUACUGUGAGAGCAAGCAAGAUGAACUGCUAAAGGUGGAGAUGACCCCAUUGCAAGAUGCCAGUGGCCAAAGGGAAUGUACGGUGUUGGCCAUCACUUCUGACCAACGUCCUGUGCAAGAUCACCUAAUCUGGUCUAUAUUUAACACCAUCUACAUGAACUUCUGCUGUCUGGGAUUCAUUGCACUCAUUUUCUCAGUCAAGUCUCGGGACCAGAAGUUGAAUGGAAAGCAAAGUCAAGCCAGGCAAUACAGCACCUCUGCCCGCUAUUUAAAUAUCUUCUCCACAGUACUGACUAUACUCUGGUUCUUGAUCACAGUGUCUGUCAUCAUUUAUAAUUUUGUUCGACUGAAGGCUGCAAUAAGGAGCUUUUUUGGGCAAUAGAGUAGAAAGUGUAGGAACCAAUCAGAAUCCAUCUUUCCGACAUCAGAUCAGUACAAGAUGGAUCAUGACUGAUAUGGGCAGUGCACUUUGCACUUAUCAAUUUGCCUCUUGUACUAUUUUACUGCAUGGGCUUGAUUACACCUUUCAUAUGUUUUGAUAAAAAGAAAUUGAAAUAAAGCUUCCAAAAUGCAACCU
Rana temporaria (common frog) is the source of this 887-nucleotide messenger RNA. Its product is annotated as interferon-induced transmembrane protein 1-like. The record is from RefSeq and is a predicted model, not a curated record. Gene Ontology annotation, cellular component: plasma membrane. Lineage: Eukaryota; Metazoa; Chordata; Amphibia; Anura; Ranidae. The transcript is spliced from 2 exons. The coding region runs from base 246 to 692 and encodes 148 amino acids.